Molecule: messenger RNA, 2598 nt
Organism: Malassezia japonica
Lineage: Eukaryota; Fungi; Basidiomycota; Malasseziomycetes; Malasseziales; Malasseziaceae
Product: RNA helicase
Exons: 2
Coding region: 1-2598 (865 amino acids)
Cellular component (GO): intracellular anatomical structure; catalytic step 2 spliceosome
Molecular function (GO): ATP hydrolysis activity; ATP binding; helicase activity
Source: RefSeq, a predicted model, not a curated record
AUGCCCGACGAUCCGCGCGGCGCUCCGCCGCCGCCCGGCGAGCCCCUUGAUGCGCUGCGUGAGCGUUCGCGCCAGGAGUAUCUAGCGAAGCGCUCGCAGCAGCAGGUCGAGCUGCUGCGGCGCGAGAUCCAAGACGAGGAGACGUUUUUCCGCGGCGUCAAGCUGACCAAGAAAGAGCAGCGCGAGCUCGACCACAAGAAGGAGCUGCUGCGCCUUGCCGAGGAGCAUGCGGCGCUCGACGAGCCGGAGGAGGCGUACACACUUCCGGAGGACUAUCUCACGGAGCAAGGGCGCGUGGACCGCAAGAGGAAGCAUGCCGCACUGCACGACCGCCGAUACGACGACGCGCGCUCUGAGCGCGAGCGGCGCAAGCCGCAAACAUCCGAGCUCGACUCGUUCGAGCGCGAGCAGAUCGAGCGCUCCAUGCUCCUGCAAGAGGCCAAGCAGGAGGAGGACGCGUUCGACUUUGUCAUUGACGAGUCGCAGACGAUCCAGUUUAUCAUGGACAAGCAAAAGGACGGCGGGCUGAACCAGGAGAUGUCCGCCAAGGAGCUCGAGUUCCAGCGCCAGCUGCAGGAAGCCGAGGACCGCGCGACGUCCAUCGACGCGACACGCAAGUCGCUGCCGGUGUACAAACUGCGCGAAGAGUUCCUCGAGGCCGUCAAGGAGCACCAAGUGCUGAUUGUCGUCGGCGAGACUGGAUCGGGCAAGACGACGCAGCUGCCCCAGUUCCUGCACGAAGCCGGCUACACGGCGGACGGCAAGGUUGUCGCCUGCACGCAGCCCCGCCGCGUUGCUGCGAUGAGUGUCGCGGCGCGUGUGGCGGAAGAGAUGGGCGUGCGCCUCGGGCGCGAGUGUGGCUACUCGAUCCGCUUCGAGGACUGCACGUCGGACGACACCGUGGUCAAGUACAUGACCGACGGUAUGCUCCUGCGCGAGUUUCUGACAAAUCCCGACCUCGGAAGCUACUCGGUGAUCAUGAUCGACGAAGCGCACGAGCGCACGCUCAGCACCGAUAUUCUCUUUGGCCUCGUGAAAGACAUUGCGCGGUUCCGGCCGGACCUCAAGCUGCUCAUUUCGUCCGCGACACUUGAUGCGGAAAAGUUUAGCAUGUUCUUUGACGACGCGCCGAUCUUUUUCGUGCCGGGCCGCCGCUUUCCGGUGGAUAUUCACUAUACCCCCCAGCCGGAGGCGAACUAUCUGCACGCGGCCGUCACGACCGUGUUCCAGAUCCACACGACGCAGCCAAAAGGCGAUAUCCUCGUGUUCUUGACGGGCCAGGACGAGAUCGACGUCGCGAUGGAGAACAUCCAAGAGACGGCGCGUGCGCUUGGCGGCAAGAUCCCCGAGCUGAUCGUGUGCCCGAUCUAUGCAAACCUGCCGAGCGACAUGCAGGCGCGCAUCUUUGAGCCGACGCCAGAAGGCGCACGCAAGGUCGUGCUGGCGACCAACAUUGCCGAGACGUCGAUUACGAUCGACGGCAUCGCGUUUGUCAUCGAUCCGGGGUUCGUGAAGCAGAACUCGUACAACCCCCGCACCGGCAUGGCGGCCCUGACCGUCGUGCCGUGCUCGCGUGCGUCGGCGAACCAGCGCGCGGGCCGCGCGGGGCGUGUCGGCGCCGGCAAGUGCUUCCGCCUCUUUACCAAGUGGGCGUACCAGAACGAGCUCGACGAGAAUACCGUGCCGGAAAUCCAGCGCACAAACCUCGCGAAUGUCGUGCUGCUGCUCAAGUCGGUCGGCAUCCACGACCUGCUCAACUUUGACUUUUUGGAUCCGCCGCCGACCGACACGCUCAUCCGCUCGCUCGAGCUGCUGUAUGCGCUCGGCGCGCUGAACGACCGCGGCGAGCUGACCAAGCUUGGGCGCCGCAUGGCCGAGUUCCCGGUCGACCCGAUGAUGUCCAAGGCGAUCCUCGCGAGUGAAGAGCACCGCUGCACCGAAGAGGUUCUCUCGAUCGUGUCCAUGCUUGCCGAGAGCGGCAGCCUAUUUUUCCGGCCCAAAGACAAGAAAGUCCACGCGGACCGUGCGCGGCAGACCUUUUUCCGGCCGGGCGGCGACCACUUUACGCUGCUCAACAUCUGGGAGCAGUGGGUCGAGAGCUCGUACAGCAGCGCGUUCUGCCUCGAGAACUUUUUGCAGCCCAAGACGCUCGCGCGCGUGCGCGACGUGCGCGACCAGCUCGUGAACUUGUGCGAGCGCGUGGAACUCGUGCCGGAAUCCAACGCAAAUGCCGCCGACAUCACCGGCAUCCAAAAGUCGAUUGUCGCGGGCUACUUUAUGAACACGGCGCGCCUCCAAAAGGGCGGGGAGACUUAUCGCGCAAUCAAACAAAACAGCAGCGUGCACGUCCACCCCUCGUCGUGCCUGCACAAACAUGUUCCCCAGCCGCGCUUUUUGUGCUACUACGAGCUGGUGGAGACGUCGAAAAACUUUAUGCGCCAGGUCAUGGAAAUCAAGCCCGAGUGGCUCAUGGAAGUCGCACGGCACUACUUCUCCAAGGAGGACGUGCAGGACAAUGCCAAGAUCCAGCGCCAGCAGCGUACGACGGGCGUGUCGCAGGCGGCAAGCAGCGCACAGCGGGGAAAAAUGUAUGCAUAG